AACUGUAGCCUACUAGAAAUCUACUUAUUUUCAAUUUUGCCGAUUCACGUUAAAAAUAUGACUGCCUGGGGAACCUUCCGGAAGGAAUUACUGAGGCCAAACAUAUCAUCUUAGAGCGUUGUUUUCAUUGUUUGUUUUCGAUCUAGAUCUAUCAUUUGUAGACUACUUUCAAGAUCUAGAUUUUCAUGUCAUCGAGACCUCAUUGUUUUACUUUUAUUUUGUACAAGAACAAUAAUAACUUAAUUUAAUUAUUAUAGUCUUAAUUUGCUUUGGGACGGCUACUGUACCGAGUGUAAAUACUCGUUUUAUGGACUGCCUGGGAGUCGACCGAUUUUGGAUUUCAUAACAAAGACACAAAGAAAAAAACUAGAUCUAGACAUCUAUAUUUAGAUCUAGAAUCUAGUCUAAUAUAGACUACUUAAAAGUACUAGAGUGUAACUAGAGAAAUUAUAAACAAAGAUCAAAGACAGAUUUACUGAGAUUUCAAAUUCAAAGAUAUCAAAAGUCUUCUGCCUUGUGAUUUUAGUCUCCUGUAUUUGUAUACACUAUAGUCACUAUACAGUAACAGUAUAAUCGGAGUGUACUGUAACUACCCAUUCUACAGUCUAGAUCCAGAUCAAUAGUAUUAAUAGUAAUAAAUAUAGACUAGUGUGUACUAUAAACUAGACUGUAUAAAUAUCUAUCUAGAUUUAUACUACUACUAGUUACUAGUCUUACUAGUUACUAGUACAGUUUAGUCUUUUAUUAAUGAGUGUGGUGAUAUGUAGACUAAAUCUAGAAUGACCUUUAAAAGAAAAAAGCUUUACAAAAAACAAUGACUGAGAGGACCCAGAAAAAACAAGAUCUAAAUUGUUUCAAGCAUCAGAAUCAGUUAUUCUUUAUCUAAGGAAUAAUUUUAAAAUUCUAACCUUCUUGAAGGCAACCUAAGCGAAUCUCAAAGAAAUGAUAAAAGAAUAUUUUACUGAUGGCCUCAUAGGGCUAGCAAUACUUCUCAGUAUAUUUCGAACAGAUCUGGUUGGAAUUAAUAAUCUAAUUAACUAUCCAGAAGUUCAAGAGAUCAUUCUAGGACAGACAGUGGCAUAUUUGCCUGCAAGCUAUAAUCACAUCAUCAACUCACAUCAUCCUUUUGAAAGCUCAAAGCAUUUAGAGCUCAGCAAUGAGGCAUUUUCUGCAUGGCAUCUAAAUAUAAACAAUUUGCCCUUCCUUAGAGAAAGGCACAGGACUGAAAUAGAAGCCUUUCUAGUCAGUGGAACUCAGCAGAAUGUAGAGUUGGAAAAUUUUACUGGCACACCCACUACCUUGAAUGUAGAGCAUGAAGAUAAUCAAAUUGUGGAUUUAUCUGGUCAAAAUCUACCAGAAGAAAGUGCUAGUUCAUAUUCUGAGGCCACUAUUUCAAAUGAUAAUGUCCCCGAAAGCUCAGAGGAUACUCUUCAAACAGCCAUUGCAGAUACAUCAAUUGUAAAUAAUCCAUUUCCUGGUUGUAAUUUAACUAAAGAGGAUUUGGAUUUAAUAGAUGUACUCUGGCAACAAGAUGUUGAUCUUGGUGUUGGUAAAGAGGUGUUUGACUUAUUUCUGAGGCAGGAAAUUGAAACUAAAAAGGAGCAAGAAUUACUCAAGCAUCAAGAAUGGGAAAAGUCCCAGUUGCAAUUGAGAGAGAAGCAAGAGAAAGAAAGACAAGAAGAGGCUGAAAAAUGGUUGAAAGAAAAUUUCAGGAGAGAUGGUGAAACUGGUGAGUGGAUUCGUAAUUCAAAUGGACCAUCAAGUUCUUUGGAUUAUUUUGAAACUGAUGAUUCAUUUACCCUUGAGGCUGCUCUUGACUAUCUCUCAACAAACAUUGACCAUGCUCUCAUUAAAAACUUGGAUAUUUCGCCUGGCAUUAUUCCAAGUUACUCGAGUGAUCAGUUGACUGACAACUGUCUAAUCGGUACUCCAGAAGGUCAGGGUUUUCAACAAUCACAACAGCUUCUGUCCCACCAAGACAGUCUUGAGGAAAGCUUAAAUGGUCUUCUGGAUUUUCUAAGCAAUGAGCCUGUUGAGGAUAACUCUGCUUCAUUGGAUCAGUUUGGCAUAGACUUGAACACUGGUAAUAUAACAUCAGACAUGAAGCUAGACCAAGAUUUGGAUGCACAGACUGAUUACCUUAUUCAGAAUGUUACUAUGCAAUCUCAAGAAAUUCAGCCUGUGGCCAAUGAGAUGAAUGCAACAUUUCCUUUCCUGUCAACAAACAGUAGUGACCAAAUGAAUUUUGACUUGGACAGCCUCAGUUUCCUUAACAGUUUGGCUACAAUGCAGAAUGGUGGACUGGAUGACGGUGAACUGUUUGAAAAUAUUCCAGUAGACUCAAAUGAAACCUUACUGAAUGCUAAUAUACCUUUGAAUGAAAGUAUGGAUACUUUUACAGUUCUACAUGAUAAUUUUAGUCAGUCACUUGGAGCAAUGGCAAGCCCUUCAUCUUAUGAUGGACUGUGUGAUUCUUUAGAUGGUCUUGAAGGAGCCAUAGGAGGCUCAGACCUUAGUGCGAGUAGCCAAAACAACAUUACAAGACCCUACUCUAAAGUCAACAGACUUUCUGAAUCUUCCAAUGACUCUGGCUAUCCCUUCCAGAGUGGAUUUUCAUCAUCAUCACCUGCAUCAUCCAGCGCUAGCAGUCCUGCAGGUUGCCACUAUAGCAACAUUUCUACUUCAGGCAACGACACUGAACAGGAUCCCCAAAACACUCAGACAGUGGCUCGCCAUGCUGUAGCUCAUAACCACACUUACAAUACUCCACCUGGACAAGUGCCUAGAGAGGUAAAAAAAUAUGCUCCAAAAGAGCCUUCUAGAAAAGGACCUCAUAGCCGUGACCAAAGACGCUUGGAGGAAUUCAAAAUACCAUAUACAAUCGAUGACAUAAUUGAAUCCCCAGUAGAGACAUUUAAUGAAAUGUUAAAAAGUCAUAAGCUUAGUGAGGCACAGUUAUCUCUUAUCAGAGAUAUUCGACGCAGAGGAAAAAAUAAAAUAGCUGCUCAGAACUGCAGGAAACGAAAAGUGAAUGUCAUUGUAAAUUUGUCUGAUGAGAUGGUGGACUUGGAGAAAGCUAGAGACAAACUACUCAAAGAGAGAGCAGAGAUUGAGAAAGAAACUCUCAAGAUGAAAGAAAAGUUUGGGCACUUGUAUACCCAUAUAUUCCAGUCACUGAGAGACGAACAUGGACAACCUUAUGACCCCAACCUCUACUCCUUGCAGCAGACCAGUGACGGAGAUGUGUUGUUAGUCCCACAGAGCAUGAAUAGAAACAAGUACAGCAACUCGUCUUCAGCUUCAUCAUCUCCAACAUCUUCUAAAGAUUCUGUCAAUUCAAAGAAACGCAAAUCCUUUGAUGAGUAAAUCCAUGCAUCACAAUCCAUUCUGUGGCCCCUUGAUUACACUUUUAGUUUUCAUAAAUUUAUGAUUGUGUUGCAUAAUAAAGAAAAUUUAAAAAAAAAAGGCUUUUCAGUAGUGUGGUAGUGUAAUGACAAUUACAUAUUUUUAUUUGUAAGUUUAACACAAAUUGUAGACUUUGAUCACACAUUAUUUUUCAGUUUUGUAAAAUAGAUAUUGUGUCCUUGAAUUAUUUUAUUUAACUGCCCUGCCACAACACUUGAUUUCUUAAGUUGAUUUAAUCUUAAACCUUUUUUAUUUUGGAAACAUUCAUCCGUAGAAGUAAAUGAAUACUUGAUGUAUUUAUAGUGAUGUUGGUAUGUGUGUAGUUUUCUUCUUUAGAAGAGCAUUUAUACCAGGCAGCAUGGCAGCCUUUUUUUUUAAAAAUCAUCCAUUUUAAACCAUUGUUUUUUAUUACAUAGCUAUUGAAUUGUGUGUUGUUUUUUUUUUAGUACCAGUACUAAUCAUGGCUAAGCACAUGAAAGAUUUUUUUUUUUUGGCCAUCAGAAUGGUGUUUGAUCUCUUCAUGCUUACCAUGUUUUAUUCAAAUGUUUUUAAUAUUCAUUUUAAGUUAUAAGGUGUUUGAUAUAUUCAUGUUUUUUUUUUUUUUUUUGUUAUGUUUUAAAAACUAAAUUUGCCUUAAAUUGUGUAUUAUCUCUCCAGAAAAUUUUAAGCAAUAACUGUACAUUUCAACAAAUAGGAAUUGUUAGGAACUUAAAGAAAAAAAAAAGUUAUUCUGUAAUAUUUAGUUUAUUUUGACAAAAUAUUCUUCAAUCAUUUGGUCUCCUCUGUGUUAGGUAGCCUAUUGUCUGUGUGAAGACUAAAUAUAAAUUGUAAAUAUAUAAAUAUAUGUAAAUGUGAUGAUCAUUAUAUUCAUGCUGUCUGUUAUUAGUAGUUUUUUUUUUUUCGUUACAUUCAAAGACUUUUUUUUAAGCUGAAAUUUUUCUAUAACUGACAGAAGAGAUGGGGGGAAAAUGUUUACACUAACAUUUAAAUUUAAUUUUCUAUUGAAUUUUGUCCCCAGCCCCUGGAAAGACAACUCUAUGGAGGGGUGGCUGAUCAGGUAACAAUUGUGCAUUUCAAGACUGGUUAUCUGAGGACUUUAAUAUUGAUAAUGAAAAUCAAGUCCUUGGUGUAAUUUAUUUGUAUUUAUUUAUGCUUAAAUUUUUUUAUGCCCACAUUAUUCAUUGUGAUUUAUACACUUUUCAUUCCAGAACUAUUACCACAGAAACUUGUUUGUUGAUACAGUGGGUGUCUUUGAUUUAUAAGUGCACAUUUGGCCACGUAAAGAAAAAAAAAUACAUUUAGUGAUAAUAGGUGUUGAAUGUAUUUCCACUAUGGUCUGGACAGGGCUUUGUUUUUCCUUGACUGUGUAAAUGUUUCUUAUUCUGACAAUAUGUUUUCACAUCAUAUAUUAUUAUAUAAAAAUUAUUUAUAUACUAUUUGGCUUUUUUUGUUUUAAUAUCAUUGUAAUGAUAUGCCUAUUGGAAACAUUGUAUAUAAAUAAAUAAACUUGUUGAUUAUCUGG
Molecule: messenger RNA, 4927 nt
Organism: Biomphalaria glabrata
Lineage: Eukaryota; Metazoa; Mollusca; Gastropoda; Planorbidae
Product: nuclear factor erythroid 2-related factor 2-like
Exons: 10
Coding region: 943-3366 (807 amino acids)
Biological process (GO): regulation of transcription by RNA polymerase II
Cellular component (GO): nucleus
Molecular function (GO): RNA polymerase II cis-regulatory region sequence-specific DNA binding; DNA-binding transcription factor activity, RNA polymerase II-specific
Source: RefSeq, a predicted model, not a curated record